UCCUGAGAGCCACCGCGUAGGUCAGGCCCGCCUAGGAGCAAACGAGGCCCCUCAGAGCUCCACCUAGUUCACAGGAUAAUAUCCCACAGCAAAACUUGGAGUCAGCAAUGGCUAAACCCCAGGUGGUUGUAGCUCCUGUAUUGAUGUCCAAGCUGUCUGUGAACGCUCCUGAAUUUUACCCAUCAGGUUAUUCUUCUAAUUAUACAGAAUCCUAUGAAGAUGGUUGUGAGGAUUAUCCCACUCUCUCAGAAUAUGUUCAGGAUUUUUUGAAUCAUCUUACAGAGCAGCCUGGCAGUUUUGAAACUGAAAUUGAACAGUUUGCAGAGACCCUGAAUGACUGGGUUAUAAGAGAUGAUGCUUUGCAAGAACUUGUAGAACUCAUCUAUCAACAGGCCACAUCUAUCCCAAAUUUCUCUCACAUGGGAGCUCGCCUGUGUAAUUACCUGUCCCAUCAUCUGACAAUUAGUCCACAGAGUGGCAACUUUCGCCAGUUGCUGCUUCAAAGGUGUCGGACUGAAUAUGAAGUUAAAGAUCAAGCUGCAAAGGGGGAUGAAGUGACUCGAAAACGAUUCCAUGCAUUUGUACUCUUCUUGGGAGAACUUUAUCUUAACUUGGAGAUCAAGGGAACAAAUGGACAGGUUACAAGAGCAGAUAUUCUUCAGGUUGGUCUGCGGGAGUUGCUGAAUGCCCUGUUUUCCAAUCCUAUGGAUGACAACUUAAUUUGUGCAGUAAAAUUACUGAAGUUGACAGGGUCAGUUUUGGAAGAUGCCUGGAAGGAAAAAGGAAAGACUGAUACGGAAGAAAUUAUUCAGAGAAUUGAAAAUGUGGUUCUAGAUGCAAAUUGCAGCAGGGACGUGAAACAGAUGCUCUUGAAGCUUGUAGAACUCCGGUCAAGUAACUGGGGUAGAGUCCACGCAACUUCAACAUACAGAGAAGCAACACCUGAAAAUGAUCCUAAUUAUUUUAUGAAUGAACCAACAUUUUAUACCUCUGAUGGUGUUCCUUUCACUGUAGCUGAUCCAGAUUAUCAAGAGAAAUAUCAAGAGUUACUUGAAAGAGAAGAUUUUUUUCCAGGUUAUGAAGAAAAUGGGACAGAUUUAUCAGGGGCUGGUGAUCCAUACUUGGAUGAUAUUGAUGAUGAGAUGGACCCAGAGAUAGAAGAAGCUUAUGAAAAGUUUUGUUUGGAAUCAGAGCGUAAGCGAAAACAGUAAAGCUAAAUUUCAUCGUGUCAGUUUUAUAAAGCAGUUUAGGUUAUGGUGAUUUAGCAGAACACAGGAAAGCAGGAAAAUGUGUCACACUUAUACCAAAUUAAGGAUGUUGAGUUAUGUUACUAAUGUAUGCAACUUUAAUUUUGUUUAACACUAUCUGCCAAAAUAAACU
Messenger RNA from Hyaena hyaena (striped hyena), 1380 nucleotides. RefSeq names its product polyadenylate-binding protein-interacting protein 1-like. The record is from RefSeq and is a predicted model, not a curated record. Gene Ontology annotation, molecular function: protein binding; RNA binding; translation activator activity. NCBI's taxonomy places the organism in Eukaryota, Metazoa, Chordata, Mammalia, Carnivora, Hyaenidae. Gene Ontology annotation, biological process: regulation of translational initiation. The transcript has a single exon. The coding region runs from base 108 to 1211 and encodes 367 amino acids.